AUGCCGUUAGAGACAAACAAAGCAUCGACUCCAAAAGAGGCCCGCAGCUCUUCGACGGUCACCGGGGGCCCCAGCCUACUUACCCCUUCGCCUCAUGAUGCAGGGGCUCACUCUGCUGCAGCAGCAGCAGAUGCUGCGGCGAUAUCCCCUUCAGGGGCUGCUGUUGCAGCCGAGGGAGAUGAGCUGCUAAGGCGCAUGCAGUCAGUCCUAGAGGAGGACGACAGCGUAGACAUGCUGCUGCCUUCGCUCUCCGCCAUCCACGCGCUUCCCGCCGCAGGCAACGCUGGGGGUUUUCGCGAUGUAGCUGCUGCAACACAGACCCUCGAGGCCAGUGGAGCUCUUUCUGGGCUGUUACGGUGCACAGGUAUUACCACAGACAGCAGCAGCAGAAGCAGCGGAGAUCAAGCAAUAGCUGCAAAUGACCCGGAUGCGAGGUCCCGCAACCUAGGGCUAGGCCUUGCUGCCUUGCACAAGCUCCAGCAACAGCAGCGCCUGGCGCAGGAACAGAAACAGCAGCAGAAAAGGCAGCAGAUGCAAGAGCAACGGCCGCAGAAAUUGGCAGAACUGGUCGCGAACCAUGAUGCCCACGCGGACCAGGGGCAGAACUCGGAGCAGGAGCAGCUGGUGCAGCUGCAGCAGCAGCCUAGCGUAGUUUGCUCCUCUGUGCAUACUUCGGAGCCUUCUAAGGUAACCAGAGAAGCUUCCACCGUGAGCAGUGACGAGGCUAAACAUGAGGUGGCACGACAGCGAACACAGCAGCAGCAGCAACAGCAGGAGGAACUGCAUGAGCAGCAGCAGCGACAGUUGGAACAGGGCGAUAUACCCAGUAGGGUUGGAUAUUUCGAGCUUUCCGAGCCUUCCACAACUUCUCCAGCGAUCAAUGCUGCAGCAGCAGCUGCUGCAGCUGCAGCAGCAGCAGAAGCCAGAGCGGCUGCGGCUGAAGCAGAGGCCCCAACAGGGAUGGAGAUUGACGAAACGAGGGCACCGGCAACUGCGGCAGCAGGGUCAACAGCAGCGGCAGCGGCACCAACAACAACAGUAGGAGCGGCAGAGGCGUGCACAGCUGGCACUGCUGCAUUAGGCUCUUGCUUGCAGACUGCUGCCGCUGCGCAACAGGUGGAGUCAUCUGCUCGCACACAGCAAGAGCGCUGGCUAUGGAACACCCCUUCUUUUUCUGGGGCAGGCGGUCGCCUCAAUGAGGGAGCAGAAGCUGCAACAGAAAGAGAAACAGGGGCAGUAUCGGCUUCGCCAGCAGUAGUCGCCUCAGCAGAGUUAGCAGUAGCAGCAGCAGCAGGUGUAGGAGGCGCUGCUGCGUUAGUGUCAGCCGUUGGCGGGAACUUGGGGCGUAGUGGAGGCACCGCAAACCUUCCUGCUGCUGCUGCUGCUGCUGCUGCUGCUGCGGCUUCUGUACCUCCCCUAACCGCAGAAGAGGAAGUGGCGCUGAUGGCUGCAGGGGGUUUGCAUGGUCCUGAGGAGGCAGCAGUAGUUGCAGAGGCGGAAGCGAUGGGGGAGUUUGUGCACAAUUUGCAGCAGCAGCUGCGGGAGCUGCAAGAGAAACAACAGCUGCAGCAGCAGCCGCAGGGGAUUGAGCACCUGGACAGCAGGCCUGCUGCUGUCGAGGCCCUGGGCAGAAUAGAGGAAAGGCUGCGCCUGGCCUUGGAGGCGGUCGAUGCAGAUGUGGCAGCGCUGCAGCGGGAGGCCGCAGCAACAGCAGCAGCAACUGUUGCCUUCGCGGCCGAUGCUGCUGACGAUCUGGGGCAACUGCAGCAACAGCAACAGCAACAGCAACAGCAGCAACAGCAACAGCAACAGCAACAGCAGCAACAGCAGCAGCGCGAGACGGAGGCUUCUCACGGCGACGAAGGCGAGAUGGAGGACGAGGAGGGCUUCAAGGGUGUGGAUACGCUAGACGGCGCCAGUGCGUCCACAGCAGCAGGAGGCUCAGCCGCGUGCGGAGCAGCCGCUUGGUCCCACCCGUGCAGAGCACUGCUGCGGGCCGCGCUGCAGUCAGCCGGGCGGCAGCUGCCCAGGGGCAAACGACGGGGGGCGCGGGGAGCCCCCAGGGAAUGGGGGGAGGCACAGAGGCAUCGGCCGCCGUUGGACGUAUUGUGCCUUGCUGCUUCUCAGACCAAGGCUGAAUGCAGCCUUACUCCAGAAGAGGCUGCUGCUGCUGCUGCUGCGGCCGCUGCCAUUGCAGCGACAGCUGCCGCGAACGGGUCGGAGGCGGCCGCUGCCGCCGCAGCAGCAGCAGAGGCGCUGCUGCCGUUGGGUGUAGCGGCCGAAGCAAGUGAAAGCGUCAGGAGGGUACCCUGGAUGCCCGCUGAGGGCCCCAUGUUCGAUAGUUUAGCUGCGGAAAACCAGUCACAGGCCUUUGCUGCUGGGUUGCCGCUGCUGCGGGAGAUAUGUCGUGUCGCUACGGUGGAGCUGCGCGUCCCGCAGCCGCCUGCUGUUGGCGAGCCCACAGGUAUUGCGGGCCUGCGGCGACUUGGAUUGCCUGGAGAGCAGCAGCUGCAUCGGAGAGGCCCCCUGUGGGUUCCACCUCCUCCUGCAGAAGACGAGGAGGAGGGCCCACCCUUCCGCUCUGCUGCGUGUGCUGCUGCGUCUGCUGCAUAUAACGAGCAACUCGUGCUCUUCCUCAGGCGGGACCUCUUUCCGCGCGAGAUCCUGCACCAGUUGCAGCAGCAGCCAGUUUGCUGCAAGGCACAACUUCUUCUGCCGCCCGGAUAUGAAGAGGGGAUGCUCCACCAGACCGCACCUACAGCAGAUCAAAGUGGUAGCCAGGGGCUUCCUCAUCCUAUCCUGAGGCUGCGAAAGCUUUCUACGCGCCGAUCAGGUUCCGAAUCGGACCCAACGGCAGCAGAAGCAACAGGAGCAACGCGAGCCAAUGCAGAAACAAGCGAGGGAGGAACAGAAACUGCAGCACCAGCAGAGGCAUCAGAUGCAGCAGCAGAAACAGGGGGGGCGAGUUCAGAGGCAAGAGGGGUUCUGGAGAGGAACUGUGGGUCUCCGUUGACUGUGGACGACGCACUGGAGUUCAUCAGCAAGCAGCAGCAACGCCAGCAACAUGCGCUCGAGCAGCUGCUGCAGCAGCUAAAGCGUUUGUGCCGAGGCAUCUCAAUGCAGCAACUUGUGUUGCUGGCCUCUGUUGUAGACUCCGUCAGCGCAGCUGAUGCAGCGGCAGCAGCGGCUGCAGUUGGGGACCCCGAAGCUGCUGUUUUCUCAGAUGAGAACGGGCAGGCAGAUACUCCGGUAGCGGCUGCAGCAGCAACGCCCGGCACGACUGAGAACGGAGCUGAGCAACAGCAGGAGCAGCACCAACAACAGCAGCUCGUGCGGCUGCAAAAAUUGCACGAGUGGCUAUCAGUGUUCCCACGGUAUGGGGUGUCUGCGGGGCGUGCGGUAGCGCUCCUGGCACAAGCAGGGGAGCAGCAGCAGCAGCAACAGCAGCAGCCUGAGGGGGAACCCGUCGACAUUCAACUUACCUUUAGCAGCCUCAUGCCGUAUCCAGAUGAGGAUCCUGGAGUUGUCGUUGCAUUUGCUUUGCCCUAUAAACGAGGCCCCCAGGAGCAGCCGUGGACUUGGGACCUGCGGCUUCUGGAGGGGGGUUCCGGCGGCCCGGAGGGGCCCCCUUUGGGCCCCCGCAGCCUUCAAGCAGUGCAGCAGCAAAUCGCACAAAGACAGCAGCGUCUCACGUUCCUUCUACGGCAGCAAAAAAUCGUCUGCAGGGCAAUGUACAAAGCUUGGAGGUGGUAA
Messenger RNA from Eimeria mitis, 3753 nucleotides. Its product is annotated as myb-like DNA-binding domain-containing protein, putative. The record is from RefSeq and is a predicted model, not a curated record. Gene Ontology annotation, cellular component: nucleus; SWI/SNF complex. NCBI's taxonomy places the organism in Eukaryota, Apicomplexa, Conoidasida, Eucoccidiorida, Eimeriidae. Gene Ontology annotation, biological process: regulation of transcription by RNA polymerase II. Gene Ontology annotation, molecular function: transcription coregulator activity.